AAAGGAAGAAACACUGGGAACACAGGCAACACUGGGAUUACUGGAGUACUGGAAUACUUCAACCUGCUGCUGAUUCAACAUAGUCUAGUAUAAUAUAUAAACAGGAGAUUUAGAGGAGCUAGGCUACGACUCAAAGUGAAAGUAAAACUUUCAACCUUCUGGACUGAUCGACUGCUCUCUCUGUGUGUUGUGUUUUUAUUUUCACUCAGGGACAAAAUGGCUUCCAGAUCAGAGGAGGAUCACUGUUGUCCUGUCUGCUAUGAAAUCUUUAAAGAUCCUGUUGUCCUGUCAUGUAGCCACAGCUUCUGUAAAGACUGUCUGAAGAGCUGGUGGAGAGAGAAACAAACACAAGAGUGUCCAAUUUGUAAGAGGAGAUCAUCAAAGAGUGAUCCACCUCGUAAUCUGGCCUUAAAGAACCUGUGUGAGGCCUUCUUACUGGAGAGAGAUCAGAGAGCUUCAGAGACUCUCUGCAGUCUGCACUCUGAGAAACUCAGACUCUUCUGUCUGGACCAUCAGCAGCCGGUGUGUGUCGUCUGCAAAGAAUCAAGGAUACAUACUGACCACAGAUUCAGACCCAUCGAUGAAGCUGCUCAGGAUCACAAACAGGAGCUCCAGAAAUCCCUGAAGCCCAUUCAGAAGAAACUGGAGCUCUUUAAACAAGUUAAAGGAAACUGUGAUCAAACAGCAGAACACAUGAAGGUCCAGGCCCGACUCACAGAGAGGAAGAUUAAGGAGCAGUUUAAGAAGCUUCACCAGUUUCUAGAAGAGGAAGAGGAGGCCAGGAUCUCUGCUCUGAGGGAGGAAGAGGAGCAGAAGAGUCAGAUGAUGAAGGAGAAGAUGGAGGCUCUGAGCAGAGAGAUAGCAGCUCUUUCAGACACAUUCAGAGCCACAGAGGAGGAGCUGAGAGCUGAAGACGUCUCAUUCCUGCACAACUACAAGGCUGCAGUGGAAAGAGUCCAGCAGCGCCCCCUGUUGGAGGAUCCACAGCCGUUCUCUGGAGCUCUCAUAGACGAGGCCAAACACCUGGGCAACCUGACCUUCAACAUCUGGAACAAGAUGAAGGAGAUGGUCUCGUACACUCCUCUGAUUCUGGAUCCAAACACUGCUGGUCGAGAACUCCUCCUGUCUGAAGAUCUGACCAGUGUGAGACGAGGAGAGGAACAGCAGCUUCCUGAUAAUCCAGAGAGGUUUGAUCACGACAUCGCUGUCCUUGGUUCAGAGGGAUUUAACUCUGGGACUCACAGCUGGGACUUUGAGGUUAGAAAUGAUGAUUCCUGGGGCCUAGGUGUGAUGAAGGACUCUGUCGGGAGAAAGGGACGAAUACAGACUGGAUUCUGGGUAAUAUAUCUCCACGAUGGAAAGUACAAAGCAGCCUCCCCACCACUCUUAAAAACCGUUCUCUCAGUGAAGAAGCAGCUCUGGAGGAUCAGAGUUCAUCUGGACUUUGACAAAGGAAAACUGUCUUUCUAUGAUCUUGAUACUAACACAAACAUACACACCUUCACACACACAUUCACUGAGAGACUGUUUCCAUACGUUGCCACUCUGAGUAAACUCCCAGUGAAGAUAUUACCAAUGAAGGUCUCUGUAUCAACAGGCUUAUGGCCUAGUUACUAAAUGCAUUAGCUAAGCAUGCUAUAUAGCAUUAUAUUCAGGUUGAGUAAGGCUACUCAGAAAUGCCAUCCUGCAUGUCAGUGAUACUAUACAUGUUCUACGAGUUUAUAUGAAACAGAAAAAAUCUUUUAUGCAAUUUGAAAGUUUUUUGUCCGUACGUCCUCGGGUCUUUGACACAGGGCAAAUAUCUAUAUAUGACUGAACAGAGGAGUGUCAGUGUUUCAGGAACAUAAGAACCAUGUUGAGGCACAAUCUGAACAUUAGUUCUGUCAAAACAUUUACUGAUAGUCUUAAAUGAAAAAACAAUACUUUAAAUUAUCUGAUGUUGAAUAUUUGCUGCCAAUAUUGAUAUAUAUUGGCAGAUAUAAUUGUGUACAUAAAUACAUAAUAUAAACAAACAUUGAGUUAUUAUUUCUGAUUUAUUAAUUACUUUUAAAGUGUUUUUUGGGGGAGGAAUAUGUCUCAUUGUAAGUAAUCAUUAUAUAACCUUUUGUCAGCCAGUUUAUGAUUUUUAAUAUCAUGCUUUUUUAUUUUUAUUUCAUUCUGCACUGUCUAUCAUUGU
Molecule: messenger RNA, 2176 nt
Organism: Sebastes umbrosus (honeycomb rockfish)
Lineage: Eukaryota; Metazoa; Chordata; Actinopteri; Perciformes; Sebastidae
Product: nuclear factor 7, ovary-like
Exons: 1
Coding region: 217-1617 (466 amino acids)
Molecular function (GO): zinc ion binding; protein binding
Source: RefSeq, a predicted model, not a curated record